AUGCUUAUGAUCCCUUUUCCUCAAUUCUAUCGACACUUAGACGAUUUCAAGGGGCAACUGGUGUUCUUGAGAAAUCGAGGGCUUCUGAAAAGUGAAAAUAGAAAGACAGAGAAAAAGUCAGCUUUUGAAGGAAAAAAUGAAAAAGAGAAUAUGCACGAAGUAAAAACUCAACGAAAAGAUGAUACGCUGGCGUUCAUACAGAGGUUCAAGGAGGAAGCUCUUAUUCCCAUGAAGGAAGACAUCGCCGACUGGAUAUCCCUCCUCCUUGCUCCUCAAAAAACCUCGCCAGAAGAACUCCUUUCCGCCCUAUGCACUGGAGUUCUUGCAUGUCAAAUCGCUCGAAAACUCUCCUCCCAAGUCAAUCUCGACUUCGCCGCGCCGAAGGUCAACGAAAAGGCAAAAGUAGGAACGUUCUUUGCCCGAGACAAUGCUGCAAAUUUCCUGACUUGGUGCAGAAAACUCGGAGUUAGCGAAAGUCUCUUGUUUGAAUCUGAUGGCAUGUGCUCGAAUGAAGUCUCGCAGCAAACGCCGAGGCAGGUUUUGCUUUGUUUUUUGGAUGUUGCAAGGAUUUUUGGAAGGAGAGCGGACUACAAGGGUGCUUUGCCGGAUUUGGUGAAAUUUGAACAGGAAAUUGACAACGCUUCCGUCAGCUCUUCCGAUACAGUCACUUCUUGUGGUCGAGCAUCAGCUCCUCCAGUUAUCAGAACUCCGACAACCACUCCCAGUCGGCCUGGCUCCUCCAAAACCACACCUAGCAGCGUCACACCUCGAAGAAACUCAAAAGCAACGACGGGCAUAUCCGGCCCGUCCCCAAGAACUUCAAAGACUGCUCGACCAAAAACGGCAACUCCGAAGUCGGCGUUGAAAACAAAGCUAGACACGAGUAUCGAUGAAGUUGUCCAAAGCGAGCCAUUUUACGGAGGCCCGGAAAUUCAACGAGUUUCAGAGGGAAAAUACCGUAUCGAUGGCAAGCUGGUGUUUAUCAGAAUGCUGAAGGACAAGCACGUCAUGGUGCGAGUCGGCGGCGGGUGGGACACGCUCGCCAAUUAUUUGCUCAAGCACGACUGUCAGAAUAUGAUCCGUUUGCCGACUCCUACCAGGCUUUCCAAGCAAAUAACACCUGUUCGGCUGGAGCAGAAAGAUGGAGGGUAUUUGUUCCCGAUUUCGCCAAGGUAUAAAUCUGGAUCGCCGAGUCCUCUCAAACCGAGAAAGCAAAGCGUAAGCAAUAAAACCACUCCUAAGAGCAAAGAAAAAGUGUAA
Messenger RNA from Oikopleura dioica, 1260 nucleotides. The record is from the annotation of a GenBank genome assembly. NCBI's taxonomy places the organism in Eukaryota, Metazoa, Chordata, Appendicularia, Copelata, Oikopleuridae.